This is a messenger RNA of Oppiella nova, 1089 nucleotides long. The record is from the annotation of a GenBank genome assembly. Lineage: Eukaryota; Metazoa; Arthropoda; Arachnida; Sarcoptiformes; Oppiidae.
AUGAGCUACGAAUCGCCAAUUAUUGUGGUGAGAGGGCUGGUAGUGGUGAGAGGGCUGGCAGUGGUGUGCGCACAGUCAGUGGUGUUUGUGAGCUGUUGUAAGCCUCAGCUGUUGUCGAGUGGAGUAAGGUAUAGUUGUGGUGAGAGGGCUGGUAUUAUAGUGUUGAGAGGGCUGGCAGUGGUGUGCGCACAGGCACUGGUGUUUGUGAGCUGUUGUAAGCCUCAGCUGUUGUCGAGUGGAGUAAGGAUUGUCUUCACUGGUCUGACUGUCCGACUGACUGAUUGUGGUCUCAAUUGGUGUCAUUUGGUGAGUUGGUUGGUGUUCGGAAUGGCUGCUGGAAUCGGUGGCUGUUGUGGUACUAAGAAACAGAAGUUGAGUAACAAUUGCUGCAAUCACUUGGAUGUGAACCCUUUGCCACCAAUGAAUGGCCACACUAUGAACGGCGGACCUAAUGCUCACAUGAAUGGAGUGAUGACUUCGGUGGUGACGAAGAACCCAUCGAUGAUUGUGUCCAACGAGAUGUGCUUCUUCUGCUUCGACGUCUUGUCGUCACAUCUGAGCCAAUCUGAUCCCCCGAAGGCACCCAACUUUGCCAACGAAUGCCAUCCGCUGUUCGUCACCUGGAAGGUAGGGCGCGACCGACGGCUCAGGGGAUGUAUCGGCACUUUCAACGCAAUGAACCUACACUUAGGACUGCGUGAAUACGCUAUGACCAGCGCCUUUAAGGACAGCCGUUUCAGUCCUAUCACUCGAGACGAGUUGUCUAAACUUCACGUCUCGGUGUCGAUACUGAGACACUUCGAGGAUGGCCUCAAUUACACUGAUUGGGAGAUUGGCAUUCAUGGCAUUAGAAUCGAGUUCUUGACUGAGAAGGGCUCGAAACGGACGGCCACUUAUUUGCCAGAAGUAGCCCCAGAACAAGGUUGGGAUCGCAUUCAGACAAUCGACUCGUUGCUACGAAAAGGGGGUUUCAAGGGUGUCAUCACCAACGAUGUGCGCCUAUCCAUACGUCUGACCCGUUAUCAGUCCGAGAAGAUGACAGUCAGUUACCAGGAAUACAGAGACCACUUCCAAACCAAACGCUGUUAA